AUGGCCAAUACUGUCGGCUACAUAGGUGCAGGUCUAUCUCUGUUCGGCGUGUUCUGCGCUCUAGUCGGAGUAGGCCAAAUUGUCAGCGAUAUCUCAUCUCUACGUGAUGAGGUGCACGGUAGAAUGGACGAGUUUCGUCUAUUAGCUGAAGACACCUGGGAUCGUCUGUUGGUGCUGCAGAGUCCUACCGGAGAGUCUGUGAAUUCCAUGCCAAGCUUGUUCCGCUCGAAACGUUACAUUUAUCCUGACAUGUGCAACUGUAAAGAGAACUCACAAGGAUGCCCAGCUGGACCAGCAGGACCUCCUGGAUCUCCGGGACCAAGGGGAGAAGAAGGCCAACCGGGUGACGAUGGACGUCCUGGAACUAAUGGAAUCACUCUUUCCGUAAAUCACGAUGUACCUGGAGGUUGCAUUAAAUGCCCACCAGGACCACAAGGAGAGCCUGGACCUCUUGGUCAACCUGGAGAACGAGGAUUUCCAGGAGCUGUCGGUAAAGUUGGACCAGCUGGUGGGGACGGCACCGCGGGACCAGAAGGAAUACCUGGAGACCAAGGACCUCCGGGACCACCCGGAUUCGAUGGAGCUACCGGACCCGAUGGAAUGCCCGGAACAACUUCCUUUCCAGGAGCACCUGGUCAGCCCGGUGAGCCUGGGUGGGCUGGAGAGCAAGGACUUCCCGGAAAAGCUGGUGACCCUGGAUUGGAUGGAACCCCUGGCAUGCCUGGAGCUCAGGGGUUGCCUGGAAACCCUGGGCAUGACGCAUUCCCUGGAAUGCCAGGACCUAUUGGAAAACCAGGAAAUCCUGGGGAAGAUGCUAAGUACUGCAACUGUCCGCAGAGGCAAGAGAAGCCAGCCAACGAUGUUGUUUCUCCUCCUGGCAAUGGUAUUUAUAGAAAGAGACGCGUUUAA
Necator americanus (New World hookworm) is the source of this 909-nucleotide messenger RNA. RefSeq lists its product as uncharacterized. NCBI's taxonomy places the organism in Eukaryota, Metazoa, Nematoda, Chromadorea, Rhabditida, Ancylostomatidae. The transcript has 2 exons. Gene Ontology annotation, molecular function: structural constituent of cuticle. The coding region runs from base 1 to 909 and encodes 302 amino acids. The record is from RefSeq and is a predicted model, not a curated record.